CGGCAGGGCAGUAGAAUGCUUACAGGAAUUGGGAAGAGACUGUCAGAGUCUCUUCUAGGUCUGCACUGUUUGAAUGGCUUCAGUGUGAAGUGCAGAUAAAAGUUCAAACGCGCUGUGAGCUGCACUCGUCCAAGGGAUCGAUAUGAGACUCUCCUCACUUCAAGCGGAUUACUCAAAUUUCAACAAAUAGGCCGAGAGACGUCCACUCAGCUUCAGUGAUUGGUGUGUUAACAGCUCGAAUUCCUAUAUCGUGAGUCUAAUGAAAAGAAAACGCCGAAACUUUGGUAAAUAUCCACCAAACUACAGGGCAUCACAUCCUAAGAAACAUCUUCGCAAUUGGUGCCCCGAGAACCUGAAAUCUCACAACGGAAUGCUUCUUAAAUAAACUAUCUGAAACCCAUUUUUCCGCCGCGUAAUCAUUUUCCGUUGUUGGGCCAGUGUGUGUGCGUGUUAUACGAAUUCGAUAAUAUGGACAUGAGUUAAAUCAGUACAUGUGAAGUAAUUAUUCCUCGACUUGUUUGCGAGUGAUAAUUCAGUAUGUCACAAGUAUACAGUUUAAUUUCUCAUGUAAGCACGACACUAAAUCUCGUAAUGGGGAAUUGACUGGGAGACGGUAUCAUUAGGUUUCGCUACUUUUACCGUCAGUCGGAGAGACUUACUUCGUCCUUUGUGCAUUUGAACUCGCAGAGUAAUUAGUAAUUACAAUAAGCGUACCGUAACAGAAUCUAUGACCUUGAAGAUUCCUGUAACAGACAGUGAAUUGUGUGAUGAAAUAUGGAUAGAAAAUGUAUUACAUUCGUCUUCACAUGUUCGGACAGUACGAACAAAAACAUUCUGCGGACAACUUCAGCUGCUUCAGAACUGCAGGGUGCAUCCCGAAAUCUUACUGAGGUGUGUCUAGGAAUUGAAAGCGGCCAUUUUAGUGUCUCCUUUAAUGCGCCUACAGUUGUCCUCAGCGCAUAUGUCAACCAUAUUCCAUAUCCAAGGGCACGAGCACAGAUACGAGCGAUACGAGAGGGCGUGAGCGGUUAUUAGCAGUUAUGAGAUGAGCGAGAUUUACGUGCUGGUAAGGUAUAAGACAUGAGUUCAGAAAUGACUAAUGAAGCACCUCAGCAGGAAGCAAUGGAGGUGGACAUUGAUGGAGACCGGACUGAAUUGAAACAGGAACCAGAAGAUACUACAAUGAACGGCGACGAAAAAGUUAAUGGGGAAGAGCAAGGAGCAGCAAAAUCUGGGAUUUUUAAAGUAAAAGUUAGUGGUCUCCCAAGGUUUUAUCCAUUAGGGGAAUUCAAAAAAUUGGUCAAAGAGGAGCUUGGUUUGGCGCUGAGCUACAUUCGAUCACCUAAAAGAGGCAAUCCAUGGCUCCAUUUGACAUUUGGAACUGCUGAGGAACAGCAGAAAGCAAUGAAGGUCCUUCACAAAUACACAUGGAGAAAGAAAACUUUAACUUGCAGUAUAUUGACAACUGAUGCUCAGAAGCGCAAGCCAGAGGAAAGUACCGGAGAUGAUAGUGAUGCAAAGAAGGCUAAAUUGGAUCUGUCAGUAGAUGAACGAGUGUUGAUGGUUACCAUUCCUUACCAUAACAUUCCAUAUGAAGAACAGUUGAAGAAGAAGACUGAAGAGUUAAAGACGAUGGUGUCUCGGUUGGGAGAUUUGGUAGUACGUCGCAAUCCGGAACUAGCUGGAUGGGCUGAACAGCAGCGUGAGAAAUAUGAUGGUUUGGCAUUCCAACUGGACGAGAUUAGACCUUCACCUAUUGUUGAUGCAUAUCGUAAUAAAUGUGAAUUCAGAGUUGGACUAAACCCUGACACACAAGAGCGCACAGUGGGUUGCCGUCUGGAGAACUACAAGGAUGGCUCUAUUGGGGUUGGACCGGCAGAUUCUCUAAAACAUUUGCCUGAUCAAAUGAGAGAGGCUGUGAAGCUCUUUCAAGAUUAUGUGCGUAAAUCAGACAAGCCACCCUUCACAGCAGAGAAGGGUGAAGGGUACUGGAGACACCUGGUGGUGCGUAUGACAUCCAGUAAUGAGUUGAUGGUUGUGGUGGUGGCUCACCCCCAGUCUCUCACUGAAGAUGAACUGAUGAGACUGAAAAAUGAUCUGAAGGAUUACUUUGUUAAAGGAGAUGGAAAGGCUUGCAAUAUUUCAUCCCUGUAUUUCCAGCAGUUUACUGAAAAGCUUGUAGGUGUCCCUUUGCCUCAAAUGGAACACUUGUAUGGGAAAACUCACUUAGAAGAAGAUCUGUUGGACUUAACAUUCCAGCUGUCGCCCUCUUCUUAUUUCCAAGUAAAUACUAAAGGUGCUGAAGUAUUGUAUUCUGCCAUCAUUGAUCUGGUAGAGCCAACUGAAGAUACUACAGUGCUUGACCUUUGUUGUGGUACAGGCGGGAUUGGUCUUUGUAUAGCCAAGAAAUGUGGUCAGGUGUUUGGAGUAGAAUAUUUGGAACAGAAUGUGGAAGAUGCAAAAGUCAAUGCUGCAAAAAAUGAAAUAACAAACUGUGAAUUCAUUGCUGGCCGUGUUGAAGAUGUUCUUCCAACCUUGUCGGAGAAAAUCACAGGAAAAAAUGUUGUACCCAUCUUGGAUCCACCAAGAACAGGCUUGAAUCAAAAGGUUCUUUCACACCUGCGGAAGAUGGACAGUGUUCAGAAAUUGGUGUAUGUAUGCUCCAACCACAAGGCUCCCAUCAGAAACUUUCUGGAUCUGUGUUGUCCUGCUGGAAAAAGCACCAUGACAGGUCACCCAUUUGUUCCAGUUCGAACUGUGCCAGUGGAUGUGGCCCCACAUACCAUGCAUUCUCAGAUGGUCAUUCUGUUGGAAAGAGUGGAUCCCAGCAAACUACCAAAAGCAAAAAAUCCUAUUCCACGUAGCACCUCCAGGAAAAAUACCAGGGGCAGAACAGGAAGAGGAAUGAAAGGAAGUAAUAUAAUGGCCAGGGGGCGUGGAAAUGUGGGCUCAAGAAUGCGUAGUGGCAUGCCAGUACCUGGGGUUAUGCCACGAGGAAUUAGGGGUGGAGCAAGAGGCAGAGGGAUGGGUAUGCCUAUGUCUAACAUGAGAGUCCCACCUCUCAUGCCACAGCACAUGGGAUUUAUGGGCCCACCUCAAAUGGGACCUGCAGUAAGAGAUUUCCCUCGGGCACCAGUCCGUUCUCGUGCAAGAGAUGUAUACAUGGAUGGGUAUGGACCAUCCCCUCUUGCGGAGAGGGAGUAUUUUCCUCCAGUGAUGGAUCCAUAUGGACCUCGUCGUCCUCAGCGUUUGGAUUUUUCAUCAGAUGAACUGACCUUGAGCCGAUACUCUGAUUUCCGUCGUGAUGUGGAAGAUGCAAUAGAUUCAUCAUUCUCCCCUCGCUCUCUAGGUAUACGCCGAUCUGCAGGUUCCCUGGGGAUGGGGGAUGGCUUACUGGUGGGCUCACCUGCUGCCACUGCUGCUGCCAUGUUAGAGAGGGAGGAAAUGGCUUACAGAGCAGGUCUUACACGUGGGCUUGUUGGUGCUGCAGCAUUUGGGCCACCACCCAACCUGUAUUCACAGUAUGGAUCCAUGACAGGUGGAAGGUUGAAGGGACUGGGAGGAGCAAACAAUAACAGAGGUGCCAAAAGGGGUGGAAACGUUGGGAGGGAAACAUGGGGACGUAGAGGCCAUAGUGGCCGCAGGUAAUGGCAGUUGAUUAUUGAUAUAUUUCUUGUGUUCCAGUGAACUUAGAAAAGCAGCCAUUGCUACUUUCACUGUCUUCAAUGUGUUGUGUAUGUUCAAUUUACUUACAGAAUUUAAAGAUUUCUCAUCUUUAUAUUUUUAUUUUCUAUUUGACUAUAGGAAGUAGUUGUAUUAAACUUUGGUGUGGUGAAUGUGUCUUGAAAGUUUAAUAUUCUGUCUUCAUUAUACUGACACUUUUUACCAUGUGAUAUUGAUUGGUAUCAAGAAUAAAAUACUGGCACAGACUUCAUAUGGUGUA
Cryptotermes secundus is the source of this 3943-nucleotide messenger RNA. RefSeq names its product tRNA (uracil-5-)-methyltransferase homolog A. Lineage: Eukaryota; Metazoa; Arthropoda; Insecta; Blattodea; Kalotermitidae. Gene Ontology annotation, biological process: RNA processing. Gene Ontology annotation, molecular function: RNA methyltransferase activity. The record is from RefSeq and is a predicted model, not a curated record. The transcript is spliced from 11 exons. Bases 1081 to 3648 code for a protein of 855 amino acids.